ACAGUCCCUCCGCCUCCAUCCACGGUUCCAGCCACUGGGAAGGUUGUCAGAAGAGCCGUUGCGCUUCUGCUAGCCGAGGCUAGGAUCUGCCCUCCGGGAAAAUGGCCCAGGUUCAGAACGGUGGACUCUCAUCGCCCCAGGAACUGUUUGAAGGCAUCACGGCGCAAGGGGAAGUGGUCAGAUCGCUGAAGGGAGGAAAAGCCCCCAAGGAUGAAAUUGACUCCGCCGUCAAACUGUUACUGGCGUUAAAAACCAAAUACAAAGCAGCCACUGGCCAGGAGUACAAGGCCGACUCCCCUCCUGCGAAUUCUACCCCUGCGAGCGUGGACAGCUCUCAGGCCGCAGAAGGUGAAGAGGAUUUUGUGGACCCGUGGACUGUGCAGACGAGCAACGCGAAAGGUGUCGACUAUGACAAACUGAUAGUUCGGUUUGGAAGCAGUAAAAUUGACAAGGAGCUGAUAGACCGACUAGAGAGAGUCACCGGGCAUAAACCACACCACUUCCUACGCCGAGGCAUCUUUUUCUCUCACAGAGACAUGAACCAAGUUCUCGACGCCUAUGAAAAUAAGAAACCGUUUUAUCUCUACACGGGUAGGGGGCCCUCUUCUGAAGCGAUGCAUUUAGGCCAUCUCAUCCCGUUCAUUUUUACAAAGUGGCUACAGGACGUAUUCAAUGUCCCCCUGGUUAUCCAGAUGACGGAUGAUGAGAAAUACCUCUGGAAAGAUCUGACGCUUGAGCAAGCAUAUGGCUAUGCUGUUGAAAAUGCCAAGGAUAUCAUAGCCUGUGGUUUUGACAUCAAGAAAACAUUCAUCUUUUCUGACCUAGACUAUAUGGGAAUGAGCCCAGGUUUCUACAAGAAUGUGGUGAAGAUCCAGAAGCAUGUCACGUUCAACCAGGUGAAGGGGAUCUUUGGCUUCACUGACAGUGACUGCAUCGGAAAGAUCAGUUUUCCCGCCAUCCAAGCUGCCCCAUCCUUCAGCAACUCGUUUCCACAGAUAUUCAAAGAUAAGAAGGAUGUCCAGUGUCUCAUCCCUUGUGCCAUCGAUCAGGAUCCGUAUUUCAGAAUGACGCGAGACGUGGCCCCGAGGAUUGGUUAUCCCAAACCCGCCCUGCUCCAUUCCACAUUCUUCCCCGCUCUCCAAGGGGCUCAGACCAAAAUGAGUGCCAGCGACCCCAACUCUUCCAUCUUCCUUACGGAUUCAGCCAAGCAGAUCAAGAACAAGGUGAACAAGCACGCGUUCUCUGGAGGGAAGGAUACCGUAGAGGAACACAGGCAGUUUGGGGGCAACUGUGAUGUGGAUGUGUCUUUCAUGUACCUCACCUUCUUCUUGGAAGAUGACGACAAACUCGAGCAGAUCAAGCAGGAUUAUACAAGUGGAGCCCUACUCACUGGAGACCUCAAGAAGACACUGAUUGAAAUUCUGCAACCCCUGGUAGCAGAUCACCAGCAAAGGCGCAAAGAGGUUACAGAUGACAUAGUCAAAGAGUUUAUGACGCCAAGGAAACUCACAUUUGACUUCCAGUAAUGUCUCUUUUAUAUACCUAUAGACAGAUAUAUAUGUGGUGUACCGUUUAUCAAUAAAUAUAAUCCAGCCUGA
This is a messenger RNA of Tachyglossus aculeatus (Australian echidna), 1598 nucleotides long. It is a transcript of the gene WARS1, whose product is annotated as tryptophanyl-tRNA synthetase 1. Gene Ontology annotation, molecular function: tryptophan-tRNA ligase activity; ATP binding. Gene Ontology annotation, cellular component: cytoplasm. The transcript is spliced from 10 exons. Gene Ontology annotation, biological process: tryptophanyl-tRNA aminoacylation. NCBI's taxonomy places the organism in Eukaryota, Metazoa, Chordata, Mammalia, Monotremata, Tachyglossidae. The coding region runs from base 102 to 1526 and encodes 474 amino acids. The record is from RefSeq and is a predicted model, not a curated record.